Messenger RNA from Salvelinus sp. IW2-2015, 3146 nucleotides. The record is from RefSeq and is a predicted model, not a curated record. Lineage: Eukaryota; Metazoa; Chordata; Actinopteri; Salmoniformes; Salmonidae.
ACAUCUAAGACAUAUUUUCGACAUAUUUUGCUUACUGGGAAAAUUGCUUCAUGGAGUUUAGUUUAGUCAGCUAGGGGGUAUAUUGCUUUUUGACAUUGACUCUCUUCCUUCAUGGGUUGAUCUGAAACUGAACAGGACAGGUAAAACAACUUCCUUUAAGAAUACAUCAUAUUUAUUUCACUUAUCAAAUGUUUUCCGAUCAGAGCAGAUGAAGGAGAGGACAUAAAAGGAGGAAUCAACGAGGCUAUUGAGAUGUAUCCCAAAUAUGAACGGUUCUCUUCCUCUCUGAUUGGAUUCCAGUCAUCUUUAGGCUGCCSGAGCUCGCUUUCGAUUUGACAAGACGGGGUUCAAGUAAACGGAGGGGAGGGGUCUGAGGGUGGAGUAAAGAAAAAAACAAAGACAAUCCUCACCAAACGCCAUCUUGAAACUGUGGCACUGGUCACAGAAGAGGAAAACGUUGAGGAUACUGCACGCUUGGGAAAAUGCUGUACUGCCGUUCUUGUCUUGGAUACGCUCAUGACUUGACAGCAGCGUGUUGACAAAACGAAUUAACUGUUGAUCUCAUGUGUGUUUCCCAACGACGUUUCUGAUUAAAUCUUGGUUGCUCCAAAGCUGCAAUUGGAUACGAUUUUUACAGACACUGGUUGCCAGCUUUUACCGUAUGCAUAACUAGCUCGCAAAAGUCAACGGACAGAACACGUUGCAAUCCAUUGGGAAGGGAAAAUACAAUGUUUCUGUUUGGAAUCGGAUUAUGCGCUAGCAUAACGUUAACGUUACAUUUUGGAAGGUGAAGACAGCGUUGUGAGGACCAAGAAAUUAGAUGUAUCAAAUAUAACGUUAGUCCACGACAUGUGGUGUAUUAAACGUCUUAUUUAGCUAGCUAACGUUAGAUAAUUUACGAUAACUCGCAAACGAAGUACUUUAAACUACCUGAUGCUAACUAACGUACACAUUUUAAGAUUGAGGGUUAAUUAGCUAUGUUCCAUGGCAUUGUUGCUAAAUUUACCUGGUUUAGUCUAAUUAGGUGAAAUAACAAUGUUAAACAAUUGGAAAUCGUUAGUAAUAUUGCUAGCUACUAGUAGUACUGUAACAUGCUAACUAACGUUAGAUGGAUCGUUAGACCAACCUGCAACAAGUCAGUCAAUAGCUAUGGUUUUAACCAUUUGGUAGUCUCUAGCUAGCUACACAAGUAUCACCUCUUCCAUAUUUGUGGACAUAAUUCGUCAGGACCUUCAACUGUGUAACGUAGUAGCAAGCCUCUUGGCUGGCCAGUGGAUAUUUUGGAGUGGGUCUACUCAACAAACACCUGUCAGCUGGAAAGUCAGUGUCAAUACCACACUAUGUUGUUGACAAUACUAGCUUGCAAACUAGCUGGCUAGUUACGUUAGUCUUUUUUUUUGUUGCACAGACCUUCAUAACACACAGUGGAGGAGCAAACCUUUGCAGCUGUGUGUUGUGUUUAUUUCACGGAAAUAAAAGGAUUUCAAUUGGAUUGAAAAUGGGAGCCGCUAGCGAGCUGGCGUUUGCUGUUUUUCUCAUCUCGUUUUCCUCAGGUGCAAUCCUGGGUCGCUCGGAGACACAGGAGUGCGUCUACUACAACUCUAGCUGGGAGAAGGAGCGAACCAACCGCAGUGGCAUCGAGCCUUGCUACGGCGACAAGGACAAGAGGCUCCACUGCUUCGCCACCUGGAAAAACACCUCGGGAACCAUCGAGAUCGUCAAGCAGGGCUGCUGGCUGGACGAUGUCAACUGCUAUGACAGUAGUGAAUGUGUGGAGACGAARGAGAGUCCGGACGUCUUCUUCUGYUGCUGCGAAGGCAACACGUGUAACGAGAAGUUCCUCUACAGCCCCGACACGCAGGCUGUCCAAAGUAAGUCAUCGUCGACCUCCAACCCGUUUACCCAGAAGCCUCAGCUGUUCAACACCCUGCUGUACUCUCUGGUGCCCAUUUUGGGCAUCGCCGCCAUCGUCCUCUUCUCCUUCUGGAUGUACCGUCAUCACAAGCUGGCAUACCCGCCCGUCCUGGUGCCAACACAGCACGCCUUUCAUAUAAUGAUAGAGGAACAACUGGGACCACACACCCCUCCCUCGCCCRUCAUGGGGCAGAAGCCAYUGCAGUUGAUCGAGAUCAAAGCCAGGGGGCGCUUCGGCUGUGUGUGGAAGGCUCAGCUCCUCAACGACUACGUGGCUGUCAAGGUCUUCCCCAUUCAGGACAAGCUGUCAUGGCAGAACGAGUAUGAGAUCUACAGCCUGAGUGGGAUGAAACACGAGAACCUGCUCCACUUUAUCGGUGUGGAGAAGAGAGGCAACAACAUGGACAUAGACCUCUGGCUCAUCACAGCCUAUCACGACAACGGCUCUCUGACUGAUUACCUGAAGGCCAACGUGGUGUCGUGGAACGAGCUGUGCCACAUCUCCCAGACCUUGGCCCGUGGCCUGGCCUAUCUCCACGAGGACAUCCCUGGGCUGAAGGACGGACACAAGCCCGCCGUCGCACACAGGUCCUGUGGAUGAGUACACACUGCCCUUCGAGGAGGAGGUCGGCCAACACCCGUCUCUAGAGGACAUGCAGGAGGUGGUGGUCCACAAGAAGCUACGGCCCUGCCUCCGAGAGUGCUGGCAGAAACACACAGGCCUGGUGAUGCUGUGUGAGACCAUCGAGGAGUGCUGGGAUCACGAGGCCGAGGCGCGGCUCUCGGCGGGCUGCGUGGAGGAACGCAUCAUCCAGAUGCAACGCCAGACCAACGUCAUCGCCCCCGAGGAGAUUGUCACCGUCGUCACCAUGGUGACCAACGUGGACUUCCCUCCCAAAGAGUCCAGCCUAUGAAUGGACGGACAUUGACUGGACGUGCCAGGUGGUGGACAUGGAGCUAUUUUGAUUGGAUGUUUUCAGGUAUACAUUGAUCGACCAGAGUGGCCCGUUCAGGAUCAUGAACUCUGGAUGAUCCCGGGUUCAUCUCUGACCCCUGACCCCCUCAGAUGGGUGUGCUGGCAUGGCGUGGUGUGUUUAAGUGCUGGGCGCUACACUACUGUCAUUCAGGAAAUACCUGGCUGUGCCCACCAACACUGGUUUGGUUUCUACCCACUUCAUAGUAUCAUGAUGUGUUGGAUUCAGUUGGACUCCCAUAGCGAGCCUCAAACUGUA